CAGCUGCGGCCGCCAUGUUGCUAUGGCGUUACUGUAUGGAAAAGAAAGGCAAUCACCGAAUGUCUGGGCUGUGAGUGAUGCGAGGUUUAGCUCGGGUGACUCCUCCAGCUCCUCUUAUCACAGUGGUGUCCACACCCUAGACCAUAUAUAGGUAGUAAUAGUAGCCCGUCGAACAGCUCCGCCCCUCGGCCCCGAGUCGAUGCAAUACGAUAGGCCGCAGUCCCGCCCGAGAGCUACCGUCGCCAACAGACGGCCUUGAGCUCAGAUGAAGUUCGCACUCGGCUUUUCGGCCACACGAUAUUUGGUCUGGCGCGUGGCCUGGAACGCAUCAGGAAAUAGCAGGGAACCUGGAGUGCUGGCGUGCAUCGCUGCACCCGUGGCUCCUGCACCAGUUAGAGUGGAGCGGUCUUGUUCCAUUGGCCGUGAUCCUUGCUGACGUAACGCACCACGCAGCCGUCCGCUUCCUGGCGGCAGGUGCGCCUGCUGCAAGUUUGAGCUCCAGCCCAAACAAGGCGUGAUGGUCGCCCGUCGCUGCGCCAGGCCCACGAUCACUCCUUCCACACCAACCGUCCAGCCAGCUGGGACCCAGAAUUUUCCUGUUGUUUGCACGCUCUUAUCUUUCUUAGCUUGCUUUGGUAUUUUUCUUCCUUUUUCGCUCCUUGUUUUCUUUGCGCCGUCUCCUGUACGAACACUUCUGCUGCCUCGAAAUGACUGGCGCAGGUCGCAUUUUGAGUUGAGACUGGAGCCGGGCAACAACAGGACCCUACCACAGGCGUCGUGUUGCUUUCCGUCCCAAUUUUGCUCCCAACGCCGCCCUGCACUUGCCCAUUCCAUCAAACCGCGCGCCUCAAUUUAGUCAAUUCGCUACUUGGCUACCUAGGUGCUUACGGCACCCAGCGCCUGUAUUUAACUCGCCGACCUCGCUCCCACAAUGGCUUCCCCAAGCUCCCCUCUCGCCAUGUCCGACGCCGACGCCCCCAGCUCGCCCGUCCGCCCCGACAAGUCCUUCGCGACAAACGACGACGACGACAUCAGGAUGCCCGACGCAACUCCCGAGCCCGUCGAAAAGUCGCAUCGCGGCAAGGGCGGUCGCGCUGCCAACGCUUCGCAAACGCCCCAGCAACAACCCGUUAUCGGGAAAAUCCGCCAUCUCAAAAAAAACGAUGGCGAGCCUUUGUGGCGCGAGGACAUCCAGUACGACUUCCUCAAGGCCGUCUUCGACGACGAGCAGAAAGUCUUCACCAACAGCUUCGAGCCCGAGCGUCUUGGCAAGCAGAACUUCGCCGACCUGUACAUCGACACCAUGUCGAGGAGCAGCAAGACCAGCAAAGUCCUACGCGACAAACUGCUCAGCGAUCGGGAUGCCGCCAAGGGCAUGGCCAUGGUCUGCCUGCUCGUCAACAUCGGCCGCAUGAACACCACGCUCAACUUCUUCCCUGAAAUGCGAGCCCAGCUCCGAACAUACCACGCCAUCCCAUCGCUUCAGGCCAACCAAGAUAAUAACGCCUACAAGCAAUUGCAAGAUGCGCCAAGGUUAAAAUCUAUUCUCAAGGGCGGCGCCGAGGAUCGCCCAGAGCCCAACACACUAGACAAAAUCAAGGCACAGGAUCUCCCACGCACCAAUCCCGUCAACCUCCUUUUUGUCAUCAUCCAGAACGCAACCAAGAUCGCCGAACUGCAUUUCCCUGCGAACCACGAGUUCCACGACCUGGUCAUGAAGACGCAGUAUACCAGCGCUUCUCGAGCGCGCGCGUUUCUGUGGAUAAUAUGGUUCUACCUGGAGUCGGAUUUCACAGAAGAGGGCUGCGAAGAGAAUCCCUUUGGUCCUGGUGUGGAUUACGGGCUCGACGUCGCGAAUCAGGGAGUGCCGCAGCUGAAAUUGAUCAAGCCAGGCGACCCCCCUGAAAACAUCGACACACCCGAGGAGAAGGAAUUCGGUGAGGAGAAGAAGAAAAUGCGAGCCAAGAUCAUCGAUGCCGACAAGGCUUUCAUCAACGACUCGCAGAGCAAGCGUGGCGCCCGACCUCGCACCUCCUUCCUGGCCAACGGCGUCGACGACGUGCUGGCUGCAGGCAGCCCGAGCGUCCUCCCUCGUAUGCGCCCCUCGCGCAAUGAGUCGGAUCUGGAUAGUACCCGGUCUACUCCACCGCGAUCGGUGCAGCGCCAGCUCGCAGGCCCUGUCAGUGGCGCUCGUCGUCCUGUCGCCCUCAAGUACCAGCUCUACGAAGGGGCUUCUUCGCCAGCCCCUGGCGGGCCCGGGGGCUCGAGCGCCCCGACCAUCGAGGGCGUGGUCGCAGCGCGCAAGCCUCGUCCCCCAACAGCCCACCAGAUCGCGGUCGAGAACAAUAGGGCUCAACGUGUGAACCACAUAAUCGAUCGUGGCGUUCGCAAGGCUCACCAUUACGCACGCAAACAACGGCGCGCGGAUGGGGCCAUCUUCCGUGCCGUGCGCCGCCUUCGUGCCGCCACGGACGACGAGCACCCUAUGAUUCCCGAUCCUGUAGACGACAGUGAGGGAGAGGAAACGAUCAUGGAGAAUCAACGCAUCAUGCGAGCCGGGGUUAACCAGCCCGAUCCAGCGUUGCAUUGCGGCACAUAUCACGGCAAAAAGACUCCGUACAGGUCUCGCGGCUUCGGCGGUCUCUGUCUGCUACUGCGUGAGGAGGAUGACGACUUCGGCGAGGAGGUGGCGGCCUAUGCAGCUGUCUUUAGGCGUGCCACCCGGAGGCUCGACCGGUGGCACGAGUCUGGGCCCAACAGUGUGAUCCGGCCCAUCAAACGACCUAGGGUUGUCUUGCCCGACGACGAAGGGGGACUUAAUGGGAGGGACCCCAACGAGACCGAGGAUGAGAUGGACCAGACAAUGGACCAGACCAUGGAUCUCACAAUGGACCAGACUGCGCUCGGGGGCGAUGUCUCAAUGGCAGAUACGAUUGGGGAAGAGGAGGAUUUCACUAUCGAUGCCAACUCGGUCCUCACGCCGCGGGGACAAAUGCGACGGAAGCGAGGCACUGGCAAUCGAGUGGCGGCCCUUAACGGCUCUUCCCGUCGCCGAACAACGGGCUCUCCAGCUGCCAGCAAGAGGGGCAAGCCGGCGGUCAAUGGCACCUCCAACAAGCUCAACACCAAACGCACAGCCGACGCGGAGGACGGCGACGAACUCGAGGACGUGGACAAGCUGCUUUUGGGCAUUGCAAGUGGCAGUGAUGCCGAGGCCGGUGACGGCGAGGCCGGUGAUGGUGACGCCACGGACAAGGACAAUGCCAAGGACAGCGACGACGAAGGCGGCGACCUCAACGACCUUGACAAGACGCUGUUGGGGAUAGGCGACGAGGUCUCGGACUCGGACUGAGAGCCAGGACCAAAGCCUACGGCUUUGUCGCGUUUAUUUUUACUUUUAAACUUUGUAUAAUUGGUUUACGCCAUCUAGUUUACCCGGCGUUGUCUAGACAGUCUGCCGGUUUUCAGCAGUGAUUUCGGAUAUUGGUGGGAUGGACGUUGACAUUCGACAUGGGCGUCGACAGGGAGCGGCAGCAAUUUCAGCUCUCGGGCCCAGUGUAUGUUUAUAGCUUGAUUUUAUUUUUGAAUGCGAAAAAGUACCUCCGCCUCAGGCA
Messenger RNA from Gaeumannomyces tritici R3-111a-1, 3614 nucleotides. RefSeq lists its product as hypothetical. The transcript is spliced from 2 exons. The record is from RefSeq and is a predicted model, not a curated record. Gene Ontology annotation, cellular component: Ino80 complex. The coding region runs from base 932 to 3352 and encodes 806 amino acids. NCBI's taxonomy places the organism in Eukaryota, Fungi, Ascomycota, Sordariomycetes, Magnaporthales, Magnaporthaceae.